Messenger RNA from Calidris pugnax (ruff), 777 nucleotides. It is a transcript of the gene REEP6, whose product is annotated as receptor accessory protein 6. Bases 127 to 585 code for a protein of 152 amino acids. NCBI's taxonomy places the organism in Eukaryota, Metazoa, Chordata, Aves, Charadriiformes, Scolopacidae. The record is from RefSeq and is a predicted model, not a curated record. The transcript has 6 exons.
GCCAGAGCGAGGGGCAGAAAUGCUGCCGUGAGCAGAGCGGGGAUAAUCCGGCCUCUGAGCCCCAGCAAGGGCUUUCCUCCAAUUCACCCGCAGACAGGUUCACUGGCCUUCCUGGGGCUGUACCUCAUGUUCGGCUAUGGCGCCUCGCUGAUCUGCAACCUCAUCGGCUUCAUCUACCCCGCAUACGUCUCCAUCAAAGCCAUCGAGAGCUCCAACAAGGCGGAUGACACCAUGUGGCUGACGUACUGGGUGGUGUACGGCUUCUUCAGCAUAGCCGAGUCCUUCUCCGACAUCUUCCUCUACUGGUUCCCCUUCUACUACGCUGGGAAGUGCCUGUUCCUGGUGUGGUGCAUGGCCCCCAUCACCUGGAACGGGUCGCAGGUGCUCUACCAGAACGUCAUCCGGCCCUGCUUCCUCAGGCACCACGAGACCGUGGACAAAGUGCUGGGCAACCUCAGCACCCAAGCCCUGGACACGGCUUCCAGCGUCACCCGAGAAGUCCUGCACACCCUCAUCAGCAGCAGAGCCCGGCUGGCGGCCGAGGUGGCACCACAGCUCAGCAUCUCUCCUCCAGAACACCCCUGAAGCUGAAAGAUAUAAUGGAGAAGAACGAGUGAGAAGGGUCCCCAGUCUCCCCAGUGACCCCAGGACUGGGGCCUAGGCCUGGGCCUGGGGCCGGGCCUGGGCCUCGCUCGGCCGGGUCCCCAGCCUAGCGAGGCCCAGGCCCAACCCCAGGCCCCACAGCUCCUCCCGCCCCUCCCCAAUAAACCCCCGGUG